Oreochromis niloticus (Nile tilapia) is the source of this 8761-nucleotide messenger RNA. It is a transcript of the gene has3, whose product is annotated as hyaluronan synthase 3. Gene Ontology annotation, molecular function: hyaluronan synthase activity. Gene Ontology annotation, biological process: polysaccharide biosynthetic process; hyaluronan biosynthetic process; extracellular matrix assembly. Gene Ontology annotation, cellular component: plasma membrane. The record is from RefSeq and is a predicted model, not a curated record. NCBI's taxonomy places the organism in Eukaryota, Metazoa, Chordata, Actinopteri, Cichliformes, Cichlidae. The coding region runs from base 1261 to 2922 and encodes 553 amino acids. The transcript is spliced from 6 exons.
AUGGAUUCCCAGAACACCGGCACUAAGUUGUCCCAUAAGUUAUUUAGUGUAUGGAAAGUCAAGUAGUUUCCUUCAUGUGGACUUCUCUAUGAGUUUAAUUUCCACCUGUCUCUCUUUUGUUUUUUGAAUCUCAUACUUUGAACUUUUCACAGAGCCAUCCUCCAGUCUUACCGCUCAGCAUCAGUCCGGAGCGCGUGCACCUGGACCAAACCAAAUCGUAGCCCCUCGUCAUCACUUUUCUCGCCUUACGGCGCCCCUGGCUAAAGUCAUGCGACUUCUAUUACAAUAACUACUACAUCUCACUAUGUGUCAUAGAGAAAGAUAAAGUGUACAAGUUAAGUGUAUUCUGUUACCUGGUAUGGAUAGUGAAAUGUGUUCAGAUGGCUGUGUUUAGAUCGCUGUGCUUUGCCAGCCAUCUAUCGAUUCUCCAGUGCAUGCUGCAGUUUGUCCAGGUAUAAGCGUGUCAGCAACUCAGCCUCGAAGAGGAGAGGAAAAGAGAGGGAGGGAAGAUAAAUAAGCCCAUAAGGGCUGCUUUGAGUAAGGUAGAGAAGUGAAAGGAGCACCCAGACUUGUUAAAGACUGCUGGCUGCAUUGCAGAGAGAUCGGGUGCUGGUUAGGAUGCCCAGGGAGGGGAGGGGAGCAGGUGGUGAAGGAGCCGCUCAGCAGUGUUGGGCUCUCAGUCGACCAGAUUGGACAGAGUGAUAAAGGAGGACGCUUUCAGCUCUGCUGAAAACAGUAGGUGCAAAAUGAGCAGAGACUGCAGAAGAGAGAAGAGAAGCUAGAGAAAUCCCCUGACAAAGAAGAUGUCAAAACUAAGGCAGAGACGGAGCCUCUUGCUUUGAAUCUCAGGCAUCUUCACUUUGCUCUGACCAUGUCCAUGGGAUGGAGAGCAACACACGCAGACGGCAGAAUAACUGCUGCUUAACACCGACAGAGACUGCACCAACGUCAGCUGCUGGCUGAGCACCUCUGAUCACAUCUCAGCUUGGGGACUUCAUCCCCUGGGAAACUCCUGGAAGAUCGAAGGAGAAGGAGGAGGGUGGCUUACAGGCGCGUCGGUUGGAGUGUGGUGGUCAAAGCUGCCUGGUGUAUUUUUGGAUGUGAAUUAAGCAAGCAAGCUGGAAUAAAGAUGUAGUGUGAGCUGGAGGAAGGAGGGGGAGAGAACAAGGAAAGUUGUGUGCAGAGGAGAGGAGAGGGCUGGAUGUCCUGGCUUGACAGACUGAAAACUGGAAAAUACAGAGGGGGCACUGGUUCAGGAAGAUGCCCUCUUGCUACAGGAAUGCGCUGAACAUUGUGGUCACCACCCUUUUUGCUGCGGUGGUCCUCUUCACCAUUCUGUUGGCCUAUGUUACAGGCUACCAGUUUAUCCACACUGAGCAGCACCACCUGUCCUUUGGCCUAUAUGGUGCCUUCCUCUCCCUCCACCUCUUUCUCCAGAGCCUCUUUGCAUUCUUGGAGCAUCGGCGGAUGAGGAGUCCUGCCCGACCGCAACACCUCCGUCGUUCCGUGGCCCUCUGCAUCGCAGCUUAUCAAGAGGACCCAGACUACCUAAGGAAGUGCCUGCACAGCAUCUGCCGAAUCUCUUUUCCAGGCUUGAAGGUGGUGCUGGUUGUGGAUGGAAAUAGACCUGAGGACCGCUACAUGAUGGACAUUUUCCAUGAAGUGAUGGGAGGAGCGGACCAGGCUGGCAGCAUGGUGUGGAAGGGGAACUUUCACAGGGACGGUAGUGGAGGUGAGGGGAAAAGCACAGCGCACAUGGACGAGAUGGCACAGGUGUCAAGGAUGGUCAGAGGUUACCGCUAUUCUUGCAUUAUGCAGGAGUGGGGAGGUAAAAGGGAGGUGAUGUACACUGCCUUCAAAGCGCUGGGGGACAGUGUGGAUUACGUGCAGGUGUGUGAUUCAGACACAGUUUUAGACCCAGCAUGUACCAUAGAAAUGCUCAAGAUCCUGGAGGAAGAUCCAAUGGUGGGAGGGGUUGGUGGAGACGUGCAGAUACUCAACAAGUACGACUCAUGGAUCUCCUUCUUAAGCAGUGUGCGCUACUGGAUGGCCUUCAACAUUGAGCGUGCGUGCCAGUCCUACUUUGGCUGUGUCCAGUGUAUCAGUGGCCCUCUCGGGAUGUACAGGAACUCCUUGCUACAGCACUUCUUGGAACCAUGGUACCACCAGACCUUUUUAGGCUCCAAGUGCAGCUUCGGAGAUGACCGCCACCUCACCAAUCGGGUGCUUAGCUUUGGGUACAAGACAAAAUUCACAGCUCGAUCACAGUGUCAGACUGAGACACCAACCCAGUAUCUGCGUUGGCUCAACCAGCAGACUCGAUGGAGCAAGUCUUACUUUCGUGAAUGGCUCUACAAUGCCUUGUGGUUCCAUAAACACAGCCUCUGGAUGACUUAUGAAUCCAUGGUCACUGGCUUCUUCCCUUUCUUCUUGGUUGCUACAGUCAUCCAUCUCUUCUAUCGUGGACGGCUGUGGAAUAUCCUGCUCUUCUUAUUGACAGUCCAGUUGGUUGGGAUGGUGAAGGCGACCUACGCCUGUUUUUUGCGUGGCAGUCUGGUCAUGAUCUUCAUGUCACUUUACUCACUUCUCUACAUGUCCAGCCUUCUUCCUGCCAAAAUAUUUGCCUUGCUUACCAUAAACAAGGCUGGAUGGGGCACAUCAGGCCGCAGGAAGAUUGUGGUCAACUUCAUUGGAGCUGUGCCAGUUACGGUUUGGGCUAUGGUGCUGCUUGGAGGUGUGGCAUAUACAGUUUACUGUGAAACACAGGAGCCAUUCAGUGAGACUGAGAAAGCCUUAUUGAUAGCAGGGACGAUACUCUACGCCUGCUACUGGCUUAUUCUUGUGGUACUGUACUUGGCAAUUGUAGCCAAACGGUGUAAUAAGAGGGAAGAACAGUAUCAUCUGCCAUAUGAAGAGGCCUAAACUGGAAAUAUUGCUUGUCUGAGUUUCACUGCAGUAUGAUACGAGCAAGGUCUCUACUCACCUUGCUGGAAAUACAAACAUUGAACAAGGAACACACAUCUUCAUCGCUGGUGCUACAAAACUGUGAUUCUUAAAUUUGAGAAGCAUGACUCUAGUGGUGGGGACUUACAGAUCCAUACAGUUCUUCCAUUUAUCCCAUGUUUUAUGGUGCUUCACAGUGAAAACCUUAACCAAGCAGAAUAGUUCAUAAUGUUAUAAAAUAUCCAUAUACUUGCUACGAAGAACAUCAGGUAAUUGAUGGGUACAGGUUACUUUUUUUGUAAUGAAAAGUGUCAUACAGUGUUUUACAUUUACAAAAAUACAUGUGAAACUUUUAUAUUUAAGAUGUUUACUUAGAUUAGUCAGAGCACCUGAUUUGGAAAAGAGAAGGGAGGCUCAGUAGGUGUAGAGUCCAGACAGAGACAAAGCAAAUUUAAAAAAGAAAUAUGAACCUGCCAACAAAUUCCACUGAAGAUGUGUUUAACAUGGAAGAGAGGAAGAGCUGAAUUUGUCCUGGCCAGUCAGCAUGAAUUUAAAAAUAUAGAGAGGUAGGAAGUAGGAAGAGUCUUUAAGAAAUAAACAGAAAAUACAGUAGUGUGUGAGUUAUACUUAAAAAAACAUCCAUACUCUGUAACAUCCUAAGAUCUGUACCGUUGGUGCAUGAAAAAAAAUUACAUAAAUAUUCUGUCUUAAUUUUGCUACUUCCAUUUUUACAAUUUAUACUUUAAUAGUAUAUACAUUAUACUAUGUAUCUACUAGAGUAGUGUGUGAAUUUCAGUAAAGUAACAUUGUCUCAAAUUGUCUGUGUAGGUUCUCAGAUGUCCAGGUGAUGAUAGUCUAAGGAGCUUGGAAAGAAAUCGUCUGAACUUCUUUAAGCUUCUUUAAGACUUUUAGGCUCUCGUCUGAGAAGCUUCCUCAGUUCCACUGCUCAUUCACAGUGGGCAUAGAUGAAUGACCAUCUUUGUACAGAGGGGAUGGCUUAUGACACCAACUGUCUGCCACUUACUAUGCAGGUCUGAGUUCCCUUCCCAGGCGCCUCACCCUCCACUUAGCUCUUGCAUCAGGUGAUCUCAGUGGGUCAGAUAAUAGGGUGAGGCGAGGCCUCACAAUGGUUUCAACCGAAGCCUCUGCUGAUAGUGACCUUUUUUCACACCUUGGCGCAUGUUGUGAGGCACAAGAUCAAGUUAGUUUUAGAACUGAAGAACCUUCUCAGAUAAGAUGUGAAACAUCUUCAAGUAAUUAAGAAGUCCAGUCGUUUUCUUUCCAAGCCAUUUAGAUCAUUGUCUCAGAUAACAAACAGUAAAUUGUGAAGGUAACAAAAAUAAUGUUCGUAAGGUUUUACCAUGAUUGUGCACCAACUGCCACCUUUUGUAAUAAUUUGAAACAUUGAUCCUAAGAUGAUACAUAUUGCUAAAUUCAUCACCAAACACCACCAUAACGUGUUGUAUUAGUGCUUGAAAAAGAUCUGCUGUGUUUACCUCGUUGAUUAGCAUUGCCACAUAGCCAUGUGUGUUGAUAAAGAAUCCUUCCACUAAAGAUGCUUUUUCACACUGAUUUGUUUAACUCUCUUUCAGUUAUGUAGCCAAGAGUAGAUGAAAAAGUAUAGUUCACUCUUAGCUUUGACCGGUACCUGUAGGGCUCUUGAGAUUUAGCAGGUGGGUGAACCACAAGAUUUAGUUUAUCAGCCGUUCAUAAAUGGACUGGCUGGAUGAUCAUCCUGCUGCAAAACCCAAGUGCGCUUUACUUUGAGGUCAUGAACAGAUGGCCGGACAUUCUCCUUCAGGAUGUUUUGGUAGACGGCAGAAUUCAUGGUUCCAUUUACCACAUCAAGUCUUCAGGUUCUGAGGCAGCAAAACAGCCCCAGACCAUCACACCACCACCACCAAAUUUUACUCUUGGUAUGAUGUUCCUUUUCUGAAAUGCUGUGUUACUUUUAUGUCAGAUGUAAUGGGACACACACCUUCCAAAAAGUUUAACUUUUGUCUCAUCAGUCCACAGAGUAUUGUCCCAAAAGUCUUGAGGAUCAUCAAGAUGUUUUCUGGUAAAACUGAGACGAGCCUUUAUGUUCCUUUUGCUCCACAGAGAGUUUUCAUAUUAAAACUCUGCUAUGCAGGCCGUUUUUUCAGUCUCUUUCUUAUGGUGGAGUCAUGAACACUGAUGUUAACUGAGGCAAGUGAGGCCUGCAGUUCUUUAGGUGUUGUUCUGGGGUCUUUUGUGACCUCCUGGAUGAGUCAUCAAUGUGCUCUUAGGUUAAUUUUGUUCGGCCGGCCACUCCUGGGAAGGUUCAAAACUGUUCCAUGUUUUCGCCAUUUGUGGAUAAUGGCUCUCACUGUUGGCUGGAGUCCCACAGCUUUAGAAAUGCUUUAUAAACUUUUCGAGACUGAGAGAUCUCUAUACUUUGUUUCUCAUUUGCUCCUGAAUUUCCUUGGAUCGUGACAUCAACUCUGGCUUUUGAGGAUCUUUUGGUCUACUCCACUUUGUUUGAUUAUCUGAAACAUUUGAGUGUGACAAACAGACAAAAACAUAGGAAAUCGGGAAGGGGGCAUUGAAGACAUUAAUAUCUUUUGUGCUAGUUAGCAAGCUGGCAAAUUGACUAAAGCAAUAGGCCUACAGAUUUUACACUGCCGCAAACUGCCACUACAGCAUGGCACUACAAUUCUGAAAUUCCUGGCCUGGGGAUAACCCUACAAACGGGCGUUUUUCCAGUAAUGUGUUGGCAUGCCAAUAUAAACAACUGUCUUGAACAUUGUUGUGAUAACAUUUUGAAACAACUGAUUUUGCAGCAGCUAUGAGGAGAAAAAAUCCAUAUUAAUACCUUUAAUGAUUCAAAGUAUGUGGUCGAGGUGCAGCUGUCAUUUGCUCUACUGGGGUAUUAAAGUCUUCUUGUCAAAAUCUAAAAACAGUGACCAUCUUAUAAGACAACAGUAUGUUGACACAGCUGUAUUCACGUUUAGUGAUGUUUUGAAGUUAUAGUUAUAUAAUCAUUUUAGACAGUACUAUGAACCUCCCUUCUGCAUACAUGCUAAAGUGUGUACUGUAUCAAAACCAGACCUGAAAUCUAUUCCUAUUGAGACAGUGAUUGCAUUUGGAAGUAUACAGGAUAGGUGUGGAAGUUUUCUAGACCUUGCGCGUUUCUCAUGAAUCACGAACAGCAUUAUCAUCCACUAUGAUUUACCAGAAAAGAGAAUCCAAACAUCUCUGAAGGUAUGGCUGCAUUUUGGUGUGGCUGAGCAGUGUCAAGUUAUUGUUAGAAUUGUUAUUUUACAGUUCUUGGUGUGUUGUAGUUUAAUUCAGAAGUUUUUUUUUAUAUAAUGAAAAGUUGCCAUAUUAUACCUAUGUGUUUUUCUGCUGGAUACAGUUCUGUUAAUGUGGGUCAUUUACACGUUUUACACUAGAUUUUGAUUUUGUCUGUUCACACCAUCAAAAAGAUUAACACCAAAGUUUUCUUCUAGGAUAUGUUCCAAAACCUUAUCUGUACGUUAGGUGUGAGAAACAUCUGCAUAAUGGACACUUUAGAAUAUUUAAGUUUAUUCAUAUUGCUUUAUUUUGAGAUGUAAAAGUUUCAACUUGAAAGGUCAAAAGGACACAUACAUUUAAAGGAACUUAUGUUCGGAGGCCAACUCUGACAUUUUGCAGCUGUUGUUUCUUGAUCUUCUGCUGUUUCCAUCUCUGGCAUCAACAGGAUGCUGAAAGUCAUUAAAAUGCUUUCUAUUUAGGACACAAAAAUCCUAUUCAUAUGAUACAGAAAAUGUCUCAUUUAAAUGACUACAUGGAUUUUCCCCGUUUAAAAUAAUUUUCUGUCUGUUUUUUCAUUGUAUUGUUUGUUCACUUGAAAAGAUAAAAUUCAGUUUUAAUAAUUAAUUCUAUUGUUGUUAAGUCACUUUGGAAUCGUUGUUUAGUGUCUUCACUCUUCAGUCUUUUUUUUUGUGUAUUUUCUUAUCUUUUUCUGCAAUCAGCAAUAUGUUUGCCUUUCUCGCUGCUAUUUGGUCCAUUAACAUACAGUACAGACACAGAAAAAGCAAAAUACACAUUAAACAAAGAUAUACAGAGACAUACAAGACAGACAGACAGACUGAGUGAACACAGCAUGUUGCCCAAAGAUAGCUUGGAGCAGCCAGGGACAGAACCACCAACCUCCCCAUUUGUACAUGACAUGCUCUACUACAGCCUUCCCAGCUGAGAAAACUAAAAGUGGAAUUGAAUUAAAGAGUUGGUAGGAAGACACAAUUUCUGGUGCAAAGACUGUGUUUGGAGAACUCGAAACAUCGCAAUAAAUCUGCAAAAUCCCUUGCCAACCAGAUAAAGCAAAAAUAGGGAAAAGUUAACGGGAUAAAUUACAUAAACUGGGAAUUCUGAUAAGCGGUUCUACACAAAUUUGAAUUAAGUUCAUCCUUCCAGGCUGGAUCAAAACAUUAUACAGUUCUUUAUAGCAUCAAUCCUACUGCACUUUAUUUGCAUAUGAAACAGAAAAUUCUCAAUUUCAGUGUAUUAACUCUUUAUAAAUAUUUGUAAAUAUUCUAAAUUUCUAUAGGUUUUAUUUUUUGCUUUUUUGUACAGAAUUUUUUUCUUAUUCAUUUAUUUUUUCUGAUAUAUCUUUAAUUCGCUUUUCCUUGCUGCUAUAAUGUGAAUUUCCCAAAGUGGGAUUAAUAACAUCUAUGUCCUGUUCCUCAUGAAGCUUUCUGAAGGAGUCAUGUGAAGGACAGUCUUGGAUUCCACGCAAAUGAUUUCAAAGUUGCAGCCCUGCUUUUUCAGAAUCAGAAGACUUUAUUUAUCCCCGAGGGGCAAUUAACAAACACUGCUCCCUGCACUUCCUGUAAAAUAAAAGCUUUACAAAUUUCUGAUAUAUACAGUGGAAAUACAAUUUACUAAUUACAAGAGAAAGCUGGAGUGGAUACUCCAGCAGAACAGCAUGAGGCAUGUGGAGUGGCCUGAAGACAAUCACUGGAUUCCUGCCAUCCAACAGCAGAAGAGCUGAGGGUGGUGAGGACAGAGCCAGUCUUUAACAGAUUCAACACUGCAGUUAAUUCUCAGCCCCCUGCUGACCUACCCGUAGUCAGCCUGCAAUCCAAAGCCAUGCCGCUAUAGCGUCUUUUAUAUUAGCCCUGUCACCCCAGGACUGUGGUCAAAGCCUUGCCAGCUGGUAAGGAUCCUCACCAAGCUGUUCAACCUCUCCCUGACUCAUGCCAGCGUUCCCACCUGUCUGAAGGCCUCCUCCAUCAUUACCUGCAGUCUUUUAUCCUGUCUUUCUCCCAUCACCUCCAACUGACUGUGGGAGAUGGCGAACCCUCCUUAAAACUGGUUCCGCCAGAAGUUUCUUCCUAUUAAAAGGGAGUUUUUCCUUCACACUGUCACCAAAUGCUUGCUCCAAGAGGAUUGUUUGUUGGGAUUUCUCUAUAUUAUUGUAGGGCCUUUACCUUAUAAUGUAAAGCACCUUGAGGCAACUGUUGUUGUGAUGCUAUUGAAAUCAAACUGAACUAAAUUGAAUAUCCAGAUAAAACAAAAAUACAUUAGACAAUUACAGUAUUACAUAUUGAAUUUAUUCAUGUACAUACUCUUAAACUGCCCAUAAACCUUUAUUUUAAACUGUAUUUGUUUCAAACAUCACAUUUAUUCAGUUUUAACAUCAUUCAAUUUUAUCAUCUACACUUGAAUUUGUUACAUUACAACUGCUGCAUUAAUCCAAAGACAGUAAAGAAACACAGAAGGGAUGAGAAGAUAGCUCAGUAACUUCCAGUGUGCAUGUAUCUUUGGGGAAUAUACUGAACCCAAAUCCACGGCAUCUGUGAGAGUGUGUGUGUGC